Messenger RNA from Drosophila hydei, 2082 nucleotides. RefSeq lists its product as uncharacterized. The transcript is spliced from 4 exons. NCBI's taxonomy places the organism in Eukaryota, Metazoa, Arthropoda, Insecta, Diptera, Drosophilidae. The record is from RefSeq and is a predicted model, not a curated record. The coding region runs from base 64 to 2082 and encodes 672 amino acids.
UGUGAAUGUAAACAGAAGUGAAACAUAAAUAAGCUUAUUUAUUGAUUCUCAGCCUUAAUUCAAAUGGACAAGCAACCGCUGCUUGAAUUGAAUGAGGACGCCAUUGGAGCGUCGGCUUAUAAAUCUAUUGCAUGCAUGGCGAUACUUUCCUGGUUUUGUCGUCAGAUAUUGUUUCAGCGCAAGCAGAUCUACAUUUUGAUCACUUUCUUGGUUCCGAUAUUCUAUCUUUUAUGCUAUUACCUGAGCGGACUUAAUGCGUUUCGUUAUAAAUAUUCGGAGGAAGGAUACGAAAUUGAAAGUGAAUUGGAAACGCAAGGUUAUCUUGUAUACUCUGACUACUGCAAGAUCGUAAAUAUAAAUCCAUACAAUCACGAGGUGCAUUACGAUGCCAGCGUUCAACGCUACGUUCUGAGCAUUGACCCAAUUGCGUUACCCAGCUACGAGGUGCAGAACGUAAUCGGCUGCUGCUACAAGACCGUGCAAUAUAUCAACGACGAUGAGGUUAAAUAUACGGCAUGCCAACCCUUCACUCUCAGAACUUAUCUACCUAAUACAACGGACAGCAUUAUAGUCACCUGCCAGACAGGCACCGAGUACAUCUAUCUCAAUGGACAUCCCACCAUACCGGAGCGAUCUGCCGUGCGACAGCGACUCGAGAAUUGGGCGCACAAAGAUCGAGGUAAGCGUGUGCCCAGCGUUCUGAUGAUAGGCAUCGACAGCAUCUCAAGAGUGAAUCUCAUCCGUGCAAUGCCCAAGACAGCGCAGUAUCUGUACGACAACGAUUGGUUCGAGCUGGCGGGCUACAAUAAGAUCGAUGACAACACAUUCCCCAACAUAAUGGCACUGAUGGUGGGCUACAAUCUGUCGACUGCCAUGAAGCACUGUAGUCCCUAUACGAUAAAUGGCCUGGACAAGUGCGACUUCCUCUGGAAGCUAUUCCAGCGGCAUGGCUAUGUGACGGCCUAUGGCGAGGAUGCGAUUAAGAUCAAUACCUUCAACUUUAUGAAGAAGGGCUUUCAGCAACCACCCGUGGACCACUAUUUACGUCCGUAUUUGUAUGCGGCGGAGAAGCAACUUGGUGGAAAUAUAGUGAAUUAUCUGCCUCAUUGCGUGGGCUUUGAGACGGAGGCAAAAACUGUUUAUAACUAUGCCCUGGAGUUUGCAAAGCGCUAUCUUAAUGAUAGCUUCUUUGGCCUCUUCUGGACAAACACGCACAGCCACAGCGACAUCUCACAGACCAGCUCCAUGGAUGAGUACUUGAGAGGAUAUCUUCAGCGGCUGGUGGCACAGGGCACCAUGGAGAACAGUAUCAUCGUCUUCUUUAGUGAUCAUGGCUUACGCUUUGGACCAACUCGUGACACUUGGUCCGGAUAUUUCGAGGAGCGAUUGCCAUUCCUGUUCAUCUGGCUACCGGAGUUUGUGAGAAAAGCACACCCAGAAUUUGUGGAGGCACUGCGUCUCAAUCGCAAUCGCCUGACCACGCCCUACGAUCUGCACUUGACACUGAAGCACGUACUCUCGCUGACGGGCCGGGUUGAGAGCCAGGAGGAUCUGGGUGGUGCCAAGGAUUGUCCGCAGUGCCAGAGCCUGUUGCUGCCCGUUUCGUUGAAUCGCAGCUGCGCGGAUGUUGCCAUUGAGGAUCACUGGUGCACGUGCAGAACGUUUAAGCAUACAACGGGCAAAAUUCUGCUCAAGCUAGCCUUUCACAUAGUCGAACACAUUAAUUCAAUGCUGAACAACUCUGAAAAUGGCAGCUAUUUGAAAGAAUGUGUGCCGCUGAAACUACUAAAAAUCAAAAAAGCUUACAAGGCAGAUGCAAAUGCAUUCGAUCCGAGUCAUAUACGAAUUUAUAUGCUAACCAUAUCAACAACUCCAAAUUAUGCAAUGUACGAGGCGACAUUGCGCUACGACUGGCAUCUGCCAAAGAACAAAAAAAUAAUCAUAACUGGAUCUGUGAGUCGCAUUAAUUCAUACCAUGGCAAUAUAAAUUGCCUGGGCAGCGAUCCCAUGAUCAAAUUUUGUUAUUGUCGCGAACAAAAAGUAGACGAAAUGAUAUAUGAAAAACCAGUAAAUCAAACAUAA